Molecule: messenger RNA, 1482 nt
Organism: Ananas comosus (pineapple)
Lineage: Eukaryota; Viridiplantae; Streptophyta; Magnoliopsida; Poales; Bromeliaceae
Product: EH domain-containing protein 1
Exons: 9
Coding region: 162-1205 (347 amino acids)
Biological process (GO): endosomal transport; endocytosis
Cellular component (GO): cytoplasm; intracellular membrane-bounded organelle; plasma membrane
Molecular function (GO): GTP binding
Source: RefSeq, a predicted model, not a curated record
UUUGUGUUUGUUCUGUUUAGAUACCUCUAAAAUCAGUAACUUCAAUUGUUGAUGGGUUAAAGAAAUUAUACAUUGAAAAACUGAAGCCUUUGGAAGUGACCUAUCAAUUCAAUGAUUUCGUUUCUCCUCUAUUGACGAAUAGUGAUUUUGAUGCCAGGCCAAUGGUCAUGCUCUUGGGUCAAUAUUCUACUGGAAAAACAACAUUUAUAAAGCAUUUGCUGAAAUCUACAUACCCAGGUGCUCAUAUUGGACCUGAACCGACAACUGACAGAUUUGUUGUAAUUACUUCGGGACCGGACGAAAGAAGCAUUCCUGGGAACACAAUUGCUGUGCAAGCCGACAUGCCAUAUGGUGGCCUUACGGCAUUUGGAAGUGCAUUCCUAUCAAAAUUUGAGUGCUCGCAGAUGCCACAUCCUCUGUUGGAGCACAUAACAUUUGUGGAUACUCCUGGUGUUCUAUCUGGCGAAAAACAAAGGACACAACGUAGCUACGAUUUUACUGGUGUCACGUCAUGGUUUGCAGCAAAAUGUGACCUCGUGCUUCUUUUGUUUGAUCCUCACAAGCUCGACAUCAGUGAUGAGUUCAAACGGGUAAUUGGAUCUCUGCGUGGGCAUGAUGACAAAAUUCGUGUUGUUCUUAAUAAGGCAGACCAAGUUGACACCCAACAGCUAAUGAGAGUCUAUGGAGCAUUGUUGUGGUCGCUUGGAAAAGUACUUAACACCCCUGAAGUCAUGCGUGUUUAUAUUGGUUCCUUUAAUGACAAACCAGUAAAUGAAGCUGCCAUUGGUCCAAUUGGGAAGGAACUGUUUGAGAGAGAACAAGAGGACCUGCUUUCUGAUCUGAAAGAUAUUCCUAAGAAGGCUUGCGACCGCCGUAUCAAUGAAUUUGUCAAGCGUGCAAGAGCGGCCAAAAUUCAUGCUUAUAUAAUCAGCCACUUGAAGAAGGAAAUGCCUGCAAUGAUGGGCAAGGCCAAGACUCAGCAGAGACUCAUAGAUAACCUCGAGGAUGAGUUUGCGAAGGUUCAAAAGGAGUUCCAUCUACCACCAGGGGAUUUUCCAAAUGUCGAGCAGUUCAGAGAGGUUUUAAGUGGCUACAACAUCGACAAGUUCGAGAAGCUAAAGCCAAAGAUGGUGCAGGCUGUGGAUGAUAUGCUCGCAUUUGACAUCCCAGAACUCCUCAGAAAAUUCAGAAAUCCUUAUGAAUGAAAAGGCAUCGCAAAUGCCUAACCGUGUAUUUUUUUUAUAUUCUUUUUUCACCAAGAAAUUAUUGAAAACAGGUUCCAUGGGGAGAUGUAUUUGCAUCAUGAGAACAUACAAAGUUUAAGCUCUGUCUCAAUCAAAUAUUCAUUCUUUUUUAUGUUGUUGUAAAGUUGUUUAAAAUUUGAGGCCAUGAUAGUUUUGUACACAUACCUCAAAGGUAAUUUGUAGUUACUGAACACACGGAGUUAUACUGUGAUCUUAAUAUUUCUGCUUCUGCUGUAAA